AUGUCAGCUGAGACUGACGUUGGUGGGGCUGGAGCGGCCGCGAGCCAAGCAGCAAAUGCUAUUAGUGCGUUCGCAGCCUUUCUUCCUUGGUUCGAUUCGGUUAAUAGAGUAGUCGAAGAAAUUUUAAGUGUUUAUGAAGCAGCUGAAUAUAAUAAAAGAACAUGUCGUGUUCUAGUUGAUCGUGUAGAAAAUGUUGCUACAGCUGUUAGAAAAUUAAAUCGUAGAAGAGAAGAUGAAAAAGAAAAAUUUCAUAAUUGUGAUUACUUAAAAACAUUUAUAAAACUUCAUAAAGUUUUAAAAAAUAUUAAAGAAUUUAUUAAUAACGUUUCUCAACUUAAAGGCCUUUCAAAAUUUCUUUAUGCUAAAGAUAUAAAAGCAAAAUGUCUUGCUUUAAUAGAGGAAUUAGAAACUACUUGUCGUGAUUUACAAUUUGGUAUUGUUGUAUCAAUGGAGGAUAGAAAUCUUGAAGAAAAAAGUUUAUCUGAAGAUGUGGUUAAAAUGACUGAGUUUCUUAAAACAAUCGAAGGUGGCGUUAUAGAUGCGAAUAAUCAGCUUAAAGAAAAUAAUGAAAUACUUUGUAACGUACAUACUGACGUUGGAACUGUUAAAGAGCAUACUGAUGAAAUUAAGAUAAAACUUAAUGCAAUUUUUGAAGAAGUUAUUGAAAUUAAAAAGAAAGUAUAUAAAAGGGAAAUUUCUUUAGGUGCUCCUCAUAUUGAUAUUAAUUGUUUAGAAGAGGUUAUUGAACGAAAUUCAUUAAUAGAAAGAAAAAUUUUUAAACGUUUAUAUAAUGGAAUUGAAGUUGCUUGUAAACGUAUUACUAUUCCAAAUGAUGAUGAAAAAUGGAAAAUGACUAAAAAUCGUUUUGCAAUUUUAAGUAGAUUACAACAAUCUGAUAAAAUAAUUAAAUUUUAUGGUUUUUCAAAAUAUGAUAAUGGUGAAUAUCUUAUCGUAUUUGAAUGGGCUAAAUAUGGAAAUUUAAGAGAACUCUAUGAAAGAGUAGAUAUUCCUUGGAAAUAUAAAAUUAAAAUUGCUCAUGACAUUUGCUGUGGUCUUGUCUUUUUGCAGGGUUGUGAUAUUUUUCACCAUGAUGUACGAUGUGAAAACGUAAUGAUUACAGAUAAUGAUGGUUACAAUGCGAAACUUGCAAAUUUUGAUCUUAGUCGACAAAGAAAUGAAAAUAGUAUUAAAAUUGUAAGCAUUAGUGAAAUAAUUCCUUGGUUGGCGCCUGAAAAAAUGGGUUCUGAUCCGAGUACGAAUAGUAAUGCGAAUAAUAAAAAAGAAAAUCCCUAUACAUUUAAAUGCGAAGUAUUUAGUUAUGGUAUGCUUUUAUGGGAGCUCGCUUUCCAACAGAUACCAUAUAAAAAUAUGGACACAAUGUACAUAUGUGAGCAUGUCAAGGCCGGUAAAAGAGAACAUUUUAAUUUCACUGGCAAAUAUGCUGGACUUAAAGAAGUUAUCGCCGGAUAUUCAAAGAUAAUUAUAGCGGCUUGGGCACAUGAACCAGCUGAACGACCAAGUAUUAAUGUUUUUAACUUUGAACUUAAAAAAUUAAAUGGAUUAAUAAAUUCUGUAGAGGAAUCUAAUCAUAGUGAAGAUAUAACUGAUGAUGAAGGUGGUCCAUUCGUGAGUGAUGAUAUCCCUUCCCUUAUUCCUCCGUUAGAAGAUGGUCUUAGGGCGCACAGGGAUAAGUCAAAGAGAGAAAAGGCAUGGGAAUGCUUUGAAAUUCAUGCUGAACUUGGUGAUCCUGUUGCCAAGUAUUGGAAAGGUUAUUAUUUAAAAGAAGGUUAUCAUAGAGGUGUGAAGGAUCCUGUAGAAGCAGUAAGACUUUUUAAGGAAGCUGCUGAUGAAAACGUUCCAGAUGCUCAACUUCAUUAUGCAUUUGCAAUGUUGGAAGCUAAUAACGUUAAAGAGUUUCUGUCUUACUUGAAUAAAGCUGUUAUUAAUGGCAAUCCUUCCGCAUUAUUUAAUUAUGGUGAUUUAUUCUUGAACGGAAAACUUGGUAUUAAAAAAGAUGAAGAAAAAGGACUACGGUAUUUGAAGAUGGCUGCUGUGAAGGGUCAACCUAAAGCACUAGAAGAACUUAAAAAACGCAGUAUUAGCCUAUAA
Messenger RNA from Dentiscutata heterogama, 2109 nucleotides. Lineage: Eukaryota; Fungi; Glomeromycota; Glomeromycetes; Diversisporales; Gigasporaceae. The record is from the annotation of a GenBank genome assembly.